Messenger RNA from Austrofundulus limnaeus, 1042 nucleotides. RefSeq names its product ankyrin repeat domain 49 (gene ankrd49). The record is from RefSeq and is a predicted model, not a curated record. Gene Ontology annotation, molecular function: protein binding. Lineage: Eukaryota; Metazoa; Chordata; Actinopteri; Cyprinodontiformes; Rivulidae. The transcript has 3 exons. The coding region runs from base 194 to 880 and encodes 228 amino acids.
UUUGGUCGAGACGCUUGUUGUAAGGAUACAUUUUUUAGUUUCCAAAUAAUUGACGGAGCCGUAGCGACGUAAAGACAAACUGAGAUACUAGCAGAGUAAAAUUCAACCUUUGAUUUUAGUUUCUGUCAGUCCACUGAUUCUGAUUUAAUCCCUCAUAUCGACGUGUCUCAGACUGUGAAGACGUCAUCCAGGAAUGGAGUUCCCAGAAGAUUUCAACCAGCUCGAACUUCUCGACACACAUGGAGACCUGAUUCCUCGAGGAGCCAGAAGUUCCUGGACGGCCAGCAAGGAUGACGAGGCCGAGGUGGACGAGGGGGAGCGCACUGAGGAGUGGUACCAGAAGAAGGAGGAGCUGCUCAAAGACAAACCAAAGGAGCUCAUCCUGUGGGCGGCAGAAAACAACCGUCUUUCAACCAUCCUCCGUUUGUUAGCAGCCGACCCUCUGCUGGUGCACACCUGUGAUGAGGAUUGCUACACGCCGCUGCACCGCGCGGCGUACAGCGGCCACGUCGAAGUCGUCUGUGCGUUGUUGGCCGGCGGCUCCGAGGUGGACCCCCGCACCAUCGACGGCUGGACGCCCCUGCACAGCGCGUGUCGAUGGAGCCACGUCGCUGUGGCCAGUUGUCUCCUGCAGCACGGCGCCGAGCUUAACGCCCAGACCAACGGCGGGCUCACGCCGCUCCACCUGGCCGCCUCCUACACCAGCUCCUCAAAAAUAGACUCCACGCACAUUUUAGAGCUGCUGCUCUCGAAGCGGACCCUGCGGCCCGGGCUCCACAGCAGCAGUGGAGAAACGGCCGGUGACGUGGCCCGACGUAGCGGGCCGCAUUACUUCCUGUUUGAGAUGGUGGAAGACUGUGUCAGUGUGGUGCCAUCCUAAUCUGAUUGCUGCUUACAUUUUCUUUAGUUAGACUUGUUUUCUAUUGCCUGAUGUGAUUUAGUUAUUCGUGGAUAAAUAAAGGUAUUUGUUGACGUGUUGCAUCUGUAUGUUUUUAAAUGUGAUUUCAUAAUGCUGCAAAUUAAAAAAAAUAGUUGAACUUGA